Messenger RNA from Linum trigynum, 1040 nucleotides. The record is from the annotation of a GenBank genome assembly. NCBI's taxonomy places the organism in Eukaryota, Viridiplantae, Streptophyta, Magnoliopsida, Malpighiales, Linaceae.
CUCAUCCAAACCCUACUUCUAUCCACCGGCCGCCUCCACCACUACCAUAGCGGUAGCCUCGCCGGCCGCCUCCACAAGCCAUGACACACCCCUCCAAUAGCAGCGACUUCUGCCUCCACGUUCCAAAAACCCCGCCAUCCGUCGUUGUCCAGCCGCGAAUUAGGUGGCUCCGUUCCACAUCAUCGUUUGAGAGAGAGUGCCAUGAAGUAUAUAUAUAUAUAUAUAUAUAUAUAUAUAUACAUACAUGGAUGGUAACGAGAGUGAGAAGCAGAGCAGUGGCGGAAGGCAGAACCAACAUCCAAAGAAAGGCAUAGAGAAAGCAAAAAGUAUGAUUUCAAAUGGUAUGAAUCCAUGGCUCCGCCUACUCCUUGCAGCCGCCGCCAACUUCGUGCAUCCGACGACGAUGACUCUGUGCAACCCACAAUGAUGACUCCGUGCAGUCGAAGACGACCCCGUGCAGCCGACAGCGCCACUAUCUUUCUCUCCGGGUCGGCGACUGUUUGUUUCUCGGACGGUGAAUCGGCGAGGGGUUCGACGGCUUUGUAUCAUUUCCCGCGACGACGACUAUUUGUUUCUCUGUAUGGUGAAGACGGCGCACCCGCGAGGUUGAUUUCACCUCCUCCGGAUUCUGAGUCGGCUAUUGGCGAGAUUUGAUGCAUUGGUAGUGAUCUAUUAUUUUGGUAGUUAUCUUCUCACAAUUAUAGCUUGGCGUGGAAUGGUAGUGUUCAUUGGUAUGUUUGCAAUGGUAGUGUUCCAGUUUUAUGCAAUUGUAGUGUUUGCAAUGGUAGUGAGUUUUAUGCAAUUGUAGUGUUUGCAAUGGUAGUGUUCGAGUUUUGGUAGUGUUCAUUGGACUUUUUGUGUGUUCAUUGGUAUGUUUGCAAUGAAUGAAAUUCAUACCAAACUAAUCAGACACAAUAAUACGUUGCACAAUAAGGCAAAAUCAAUACCAUUUCAAUAAUGAUAAUCACAAUACCAAUCCAAUUCAUACCACCAGAAUCAAUCCAAUAUGAAAUUUGUACCAAUACAAUCUGUAUAGAUUU